This is a messenger RNA of Symbiodinium sp. CCMP2592, 1389 nucleotides long. The record is from the annotation of a GenBank genome assembly. Lineage: Eukaryota; Dinophyceae; Suessiales; Symbiodiniaceae.
AUGCGUCGCCAGGCGCGGAAGUCUUGUCUUCGCGGCAGAAGCACGCAAAAAUGGGCAUCGGAACCAUCAGAGUCUUCUGAAGACAAGCAAAGCUGUCACUGGAACAAAGAGGAGGCCGCCCUCUUCCUCCAAAGUCAAGUCGGGAGUGAGGGAAUAGGUUGCUUUUGGAUGCACUGGGCAUGUGGCUUCUGGCUUGCACGCGCUUUGGAUCCAGUCUUCAAGUCUCCAUGGUGCGGGCCGUUGCUGCCGAAUCUGGAGGGCCUCCUGUCGGCCUUCGAACCCCAGCUUCGGCGAUGGCCACAACUGUCGGAGGAGGAGAAGAGUUCCGAUCCUUUUGCGCAGUGCCUGCUUGGCCCUUUCGAGCAUGAUGCUGGCCAUGGUCAGAUGGCGUGCUACUACUACGACCUCGAGAACGAGCGUACCCAGUUCAGCGAGAACUCGCUCGGUCUCCUUGUUCUCUCCUUGCCGGCCGUGGCCCAGAUCCUGAAGGAUGUGGAGACGCAGGUCGAGAGCCUCAUGGAGCUGCGAAUCCUCCGCGACCUGUCUGUUGCGAGAACCAACCAGCAUGUCCGAGCUCGUCUCCGGUCACAACCAUCUCGUCCGAGAGGUCGACGUUUGAAGGACCGCUCGAAACGCUUUGGGAAGAAUCUCGUGGGGCUUUUCAACCAGAAGAGACCUGCGAAGCACGGAGAGAGCUGGUCGCCGAUCCCACACUCCUCCAGCGAAGAGGGCCUCAGCCCUGGAGGCGGCAACGACAACGACACAAGCGUUGGCGAAACUCCUCCACAGAGUGCCUUCGUGGUGGAGAGUGGGGAUCGCACUCUGCGAGCGAUGGCCGGGAAGCACGCCAGGGACUUCGUGCCCGAACGGCUGCCUUGGCAGAUACUCUGCAGGAUGACGCGAGUUUGCCAACUCACUUGGGCCAUGUGUGGCGUCAUGGUCCUCCUGAAGGAGCUUGGCUUGGUCCAGGUGGACUUCCAGCAGGGCAGCGCUCGGGCCCUUGCUGCUCCAGAGCCGCUGGUGCUGGAGGAGGUGCGCUUGGACUGGCCCAAUGGCACUCUCUUUCUUCCGGCCAUGCUGCACUGCCCGGCUUCAUCCGUGGAGCCUCUGCUGCUCGCGAGCCCUACAUCUCUGUUCCUGGGAAGUCAUCUCCCGCAGAUCCCGACAGUGCCUGUCCAGUUCGAGUUUCUGGCUGCUGUGCGGUUGCCACAGGGGGCGACGUGGCUCAGCACAGGAGAAGGCAGAGGCCACACCGGACUGGAGCGCCUGGCGCUCCUAGCACCCGGCAAGGGCUGCCUCAGGUGGCCUGCCGACCAUCUUGUGUGUGUGUGUGUGUGUGUGCGCGCGUGUGAAGGUGUUGUUGAUCGCUCUGUUGCGCAUCAGCCGUGA